This is a messenger RNA of Orycteropus afer afer, 1134 nucleotides long. RefSeq names its product TraB domain containing (gene TRABD). Lineage: Eukaryota; Metazoa; Chordata; Mammalia; Tubulidentata; Orycteropodidae. The record is from RefSeq and is a predicted model, not a curated record.
AUGGAGGGAGAAGAGGAGGAGCCAGCCCAGGAGGCUGCCACAGAGCCAGUUGCAACAUCGGGGGCUGCAGGGUCGGCACCCAGAGUGCUAUCUGGAGAACCCCAGAAUCUGACUGACGUGGACGCCUUCAAUCUGCUGCUGGAGGUGAAGCUGAAGCGUCGGCGUGAACGGCCUGACCUGCCGCGCACCGUGACAGAGCUGGUGGCCGAAGACGGGAGCCGCGUAUACGUGGUGGGCACAGCCCACUUCAGUGAUGACAGCAAGAGGGACGUCGUCAAGACCAUCCGGGCGGUGCAGCCUGAUGUCGUGGUGGUGGAGCUGUGCCAGUACCGCGUGUCCAUGCUCAAGAUGGACGAACGGACGCUGCUGCGUGAGGCCAAGGAGAUCAGCCUGGGGAAGCUGCAGCAGGCUGUGCGGCAGAACGGAGUCAUGUCUGGCCUUAUGCAGAUGUUGCUGCUGAAGGUGUCGGCCCACAUCACCGAGCAGCUGGGCAUGGCGCCGGGUGGCGAGUUCAGGGAGGCCUUCAAGGAGGCCAGCAAGGUGCCUUUCUGCAAGUUCCAUCUGGGCGACCGGCCCAUUCCCGUCACGUUCAAGAGGGCCAUUGCCGCACUCUCCUUCUGGCAGAAGGUCAAGUUAGCCUGGGGCCUCUGCUUCCUGUCGGACCCCAUCAGCAAAGAUGACGUGGAGAAGUGCAAGCAGAAGGACCUGCUGGAGCAGAUGAUGGCCGAGAUGAUCGGGGAGUUCCCAGACCUGCACCGCACCAUCGUCUCCGAGCGCGACGUCUACCUGACCCACGUGCUGCGCCAGGCCGCCCGGCGCCUCGAGCUGCCCCGUGCCUCGGAGGCCGAGCCCAGGAAGUGCGUCCCGUCCGUGGUUGUGGGUGUCGUGGGCAUGGGCCACGUGCCCGGCAUCGAGAAGAACUGGAGCACUGAGCUCAACAUCCAGGAGAUCAUGACCGUGCCCCCACCGUCCAUCUCUGGCCGAGUGUCCCGGAUGGCUGUGAAGGCUGCCUUCUUCGGCCUGGUGGGUUACAGCCUUUACUGGCUGGGCCGGCGCACAGUGAACCUUGUGUCAGCACUGCCUGUGGCACAGGACUGUCUCCAGAGAGUGUCCACCGUCCUGCCAAAGAAGUAG